Xiphophorus maculatus (southern platyfish) is the source of this 878-nucleotide messenger RNA. RefSeq names its product erythroblast NAD(P)(+)--arginine ADP-ribosyltransferase-like. Gene Ontology annotation, molecular function: NAD+ poly-ADP-ribosyltransferase activity; NAD+-protein-arginine ADP-ribosyltransferase activity. The record is from RefSeq and is a predicted model, not a curated record. Bases 90 to 878 code for a protein of 262 amino acids. Lineage: Eukaryota; Metazoa; Chordata; Actinopteri; Cyprinodontiformes; Poeciliidae. The transcript is spliced from 3 exons.
UUUGUGUUUUGGCAAAAACACAUUUUUUUUCAGGGGUCCUUCAUCCAUACAGAAGCAUUUUCUACAUCUCAGUUGUCUGCUGACACAAGAUGGCAAUGCUAGCAGUUUCGACAGUGGUUCUGUUAUCAUUCGGAUGUUGCAUUGGAGCUCCGGCACCACAAAAGAAGAUUUGCUCAUUCCCACUGGAUUUAGCUCCAAACUCUGUUGACGACAUGUACAACGGCUGCGAAAAUCAGAUGGAAAGAAAAGUGGCCAGUUUGCUAAAUACAGAGAAAAGGGGUGAAUUUAGAGAUGCUUGGCGUGUAGCACAAAAAUACUACAACAAUAAAUGGGCAACCACCAGCUCAAGGCUGAAGAAAGAACAAAUCAUGGCUAUUCAUGCUUACACCCUGGAAAAACCACCACUAUACGUUGAGUUCAAUAAGGCAGUCCGAACACAAAAAUCUGGGUACACGACCAAAUUUCAAUAUCAUGCACUACACUUCUACCUCACCAUGGCCCUACGCUCCCUUAAGCGCAAUGCACCACAGUGUGUCAAGACUUAUCGGAGAACCAACUGCAAAUUUGAAACAGAGAUCAACAGAGAAAUUCGCUUUGGUGGCUUUACCUCCAGCUCAGAGGGUGGUUAUCCUUCUCCUCAUUUUGGCGACCAAUCAUGUUUUGAGAUUACCACCUGCUUUGGAGCACGCAUCUCAAAGUUCUCUAUGUUUGAAUCGGAAAAGGAGGUCCUGAUCCCUCCGUAUGAGGUUUUUAAGGUAACAGACAUAAAGAAUAAAUCUUGGAAGAAUUUCCUUCCAUGCCAGGUUGUCUACAAACUGAAGAGCACAAAAAACCCACGUUCCAGUUUAAACUGUGCUCUCACCAAAUCAGGUUUGUGA